UCUGAUGUCACAAGAGAAAGUUGGUGGCAGAAGCCUCCAACUUACUGCUGAGCAGCUGAAGCUAAUAGAGCAGAAAAGGAUUGAAGCUCUGCAGAGACUAGCGGCCCACAAUGUUCCUGUACCCAUCGGAGAGAGUUGGCGUAACCAAAUCGGGACUGAAUUCACUAAAGCUUAUUUCACCAAGCUGAUGUCUUUUGUUGCUGAGGAGAGAAAACGUUAUACUGUCCAUCCAAGUCCGGAGCAAGUCUUCAUGUGGACAAAUAUGUGUGCAUUUGAAGAUGUGAAAGUGGUUAUUUUGGGUCAGGAUCCCUAUCUUAGACGGGGCCAGGCUCAUGGACUAGCUUUCAGUGUACCAAAGUCUUCACCAACCCCUCCAAGCUUGGAAAAUAUAUUUACUGAGCUUGCAAUAGAUAUUGAGGACUUCCAACACCCUGGACAUGGAGACCUAACAGGAUGGGCUAAACAAGGUGUUCUGCUUCUGAACUCAGUGCUGACAGUGAGACACAGAGAGCCAACCUCUCACCAGGGUUUCGGAUGGGAGGAAUUCACUGAUGCUGUGGUUCGGAGUCUAAGCAGGAACCUGAAAGGUCUGGUGUUCCUGCUGUGGGGAUUGUACGCUCAUAGGAAAGGCAAAAUCAUUGAUAGAGCCCAGCAUCAUGUUCUUGAGACUAGUCACCCAUCUCCCUUCUCGGCUCACAUGGGCUUUUUUGGAUGCAGACACUUUUCGAAAACCAACAUGUUACUCAGCGCAUCAGGGAAGACUCCGAUUAACUGGAACACAUUUUGACCACAGUAGAUAUUUUAUAAGAUUUGAUUACAUUUUAUAUAAAAUUUUGACAUAACUCUUAAUUCUGAUCAUCAUUAGU
Messenger RNA from Trichomycterus rosablanca, 866 nucleotides. RefSeq names its product uracil DNA glycosylase b (gene ungb). Gene Ontology annotation, biological process: base-excision repair, AP site formation via deaminated base removal; base-excision repair. Gene Ontology annotation, cellular component: nucleus; mitochondrion. The record is from RefSeq and is a predicted model, not a curated record. NCBI's taxonomy places the organism in Eukaryota, Metazoa, Chordata, Actinopteri, Siluriformes, Trichomycteridae. Gene Ontology annotation, molecular function: uracil DNA N-glycosylase activity. The transcript has 7 exons. The coding region runs from base 5 to 787 and encodes 260 amino acids.